AUGGCGCGCGCUGCUGGCGCGCGGGGCUGCUCCGGGCGCUGCGGGCGGCGCUGGCGGGGCAGGCGAGGCGCGCUGGCCGCCUGCGCCGCCUGGACCGCGGGCUGGGUGUUGGCCGCCGCGCUGCUGCUCCGCGCGCACCCGGGCGCCCUCUCCGAGCGCUGCACCGACGAGAAGAGCCGGAGCAUCCUGGCCGCACUGUGCCGGGACUACCAGGGCGGGGUGCUGGCGGGCGACCUCUGCGAGGACCUGUGUGUGGCGGGGAAGCUGCUGUACCGGCGCUGUCUCUACUACGACAGGGGCAAGAAGGUGCUGCAGGCGGACUGGCGCGGCCGCCCCGUCGUCCUCAAGUCCAAGGAGGAAGCCUUCUCCAGCUUCCGGCCGCCCGGCCUGCUCGGGGGCCCGACCGAGGACGGGGGCCCGGCCGUCCCGGAGGCAGAGCUGCUGCUGCUGGUGGCUGGGGAGGUGCGGAGCGCCCUGGGCCUGGAGCUGUCCGCGCGCAGCCUGGGGCCGCUGUGGCCGGGCCGCCGGGGCCUGCGGUGGCGGGGCCAGCUGGCCAGCCUGUGGUCCCUGGUACAGCAGGAGGAGUUCGUCCUGCUCAGCGUGCUGCGGGGGCUGAGCCCACACGCCCUGCCUGUGCUGGGCUCCUGCGGCCACUUCUACGCCGUGGAGUACCUGGCGGCGGGCAGCGCCCACCACGGGACCCUCUUCCCCCUGGACGGGGCCCCCCGGGGCCGGGCCCAGGCCGUCAGCGACGUGGCGCUCAGCUUCCUGGACCUGGUGAGGCAGUUCGACCACGGCUUCUCCCACCGCCUCCACCUCUGUGACGUCAAGCCCGAGAACUUCGCCAUCAGGCAGGACCUCACGGUGGUGGCUAUCGACGUGGACAUGGCCUUUUUUGAGCCUAAAAUGAGGGAGAUUCUCGAGCAGAAUUGCACGGGAGACGAAGACUGCAAUUUCUUUGACUGUUUUUCAAGGUGUGAUUUGCGAGUCAACAGGUGUGGCGCACAGAGAGUCAACAGCAACCUGCAGGUGGUCUGUGACAAGAUAUUCCGACACUGGUUCCCCGCGACUCUCAGGAGCUCCGCCGUCUCCUCCCGGCUCCAGCGGCAGCUGCGAGAGGCGGUGCAGGACUGCGCCGACCCCGGCGGCCCCCGGAGCGCCGCGCCCGCCCUGCUCCGGAGGCUCCGGCACCUCCUCCAGGCUGCGCUGAGGGAGCUGCAGGCGGCGGAGGCGUAG
Molecule: messenger RNA, 1236 nt
Organism: Pteronotus mesoamericanus
Lineage: Eukaryota; Metazoa; Chordata; Mammalia; Chiroptera; Mormoopidae
Gene: DIPK1C
Product: divergent protein kinase domain 1C
Exons: 4
Coding region: 1-1236 (411 amino acids)
Source: RefSeq, a predicted model, not a curated record